Messenger RNA from Gigantopelta aegis, 1580 nucleotides. Its product is annotated as mannan endo-1,4-beta-mannosidase-like. Lineage: Eukaryota; Metazoa; Mollusca; Gastropoda; Neomphalida; Peltospiridae. The record is from RefSeq and is a predicted model, not a curated record. The coding region runs from base 1 to 1236 and encodes 411 amino acids. The transcript is spliced from 6 exons.
AUGUGUUUUAAUAGUGUACAACGCGUAUUUUUCAUCCUUUUUUGCGCUUCAAACAUUAUUAUUAAUGUGGUUGUUUGCGACUCUUUCUUGACUGUCACGGGUACUAAGCUUAGCUUGAAUAAUGAACGGGUGUAUUUAUCAGGUAUGAAUCAGGCCUGGGUACACUAUGGCGCGGAUUUCGGUAAUGGCGACUACGUUAAAUCUAGACCGACCCUUAUCCGGAACCUCGACAAUAUCCGUAAAGCGGGAGGCAACUCCAUGCGAAUUUGGCUUCACGUCGAUGGGUUGUCGACGCCAAUGUUUGACGCCAACGGCUACGUCACCGGUUUGGAUAAGUACAUCAUCGACGACCUAAAGGACUUUCUGCAUGAAGCACGCAUACGCAACAUUAUCAUCAAUAUCGUUCUGUGGAAUUUUGCACGUGCCCCAAGCUGGCGUCUGCACGGCCUGGUGUACAACUCGAGUAAGCUGGAGUCCUACAUACACAACGCUCUGCGGCCAAUGGUGCUGGCCUUGAAGGACGAGCCCGCCCUUGGGAUCUGGGAAAUCAUGAACGAGCCUGAAGGCUGCGUGGCAAUAGGACGACGUUCCAGCAACCCGUGUUUGGACACGACGACCCUACACGUGUACGACUUCGCCGACUGGACAUUGAGCAGCAUCCCCCUGGAACUGUUAUUGGUGUUCGCCGGACGGCAAAUCAGCGCCAUACACACGGCUGACAACAAAGCCUUAGUGACGAUUGGCGCGUGGACGUACAAGAGCGUGGCGACCAGUCUAGGUCGACGUAACUUCUACUCGGACCACUGUCUGGAAGGACUUACAAACGACUCGCAGGCUCACCUUGACCUCUACGAGAUCCACACCUACGACACGCUGCACGUGUACCUGCCACACGACCCGUUUGUGGUUGAAAGUUCUAUGUAUAACCUUGACAAGCCUGUUAUAAUUGGAGAAUUCAGUUCAAAGAGAGGCGGCGGCAUGACGUCACCAACACAGUUCCUGUGGGGUUACUACCAUGGUUACAGUGGCACGUGGUCUUGGUGUGCUUUGGACAACGAUUCUGCUUCGGACAAUAUCACAGUUCAGGAACGCGGAAUGCAUUCACUGGAUGGUCUAAACAACCAAUCGGCCGGUGGAAGGGUCAACUUCAUUGUCAACCAUGAUAUUUCUAUAUGGGAUUAUCUGGCUUGUGCGCUUUGGACAGUGUUUCAGUUUCUUUGGAAAUGUUUAGGUUGAGUUUUCAAGUGGACCCUAACUGCCAUGCAGUUAAACAUUAAAACUUUCCUUGGUGCCAAUAUAUACAGACCAAUUAGUCAUUAAUGUAAAACAUAGAAAAUAUUGGUUUGCUUAUUAUGUAUUAUGUACAGUUUAUCAGAGCACCUAAUCAUUCAAAGAUUGCAGUGCAUCGUGUUUUGUGCGUGUGUAGUAAAUAUCUUUAAAUUGUACAUACAUGCAAUCAACCCCGAUAUGUAUCCAAAGUAUUUCCAUAUCUGGUGAAUCUGCGGGUGAUUCUGCGAAGUAGACAGGCCUGGUGACUCUUUUGCUAGGGUCACCACCUGGUGAAUAAACGUUCCAAUGAA